CGCGCUUCGCCGGACCCUGCGCUUGCGCACCCGCGCGUUGGCUUCUCGGAGCAGUGCGGCGGUGAGAAGUGAAAUAGGAAUAACGUCGGGGGUCAAAGGAUUCACUGCAACCAUGUUACAGUGCAGGGCAAUGUGGCAGAAACUAGCGCCGCUGAGCAGGGCAUCGUCCACGCUAGGGAGGACUGGCAGCAAGAGGCGAGUUUUCAAGCCUUACACAGUGCCUCCUUUAGGACCUUCAACAGGGUGUUUGAUGUCCACAGGUGUGUCAAGGAACAGCAACAGCAAUCUCAUGUACUUCUUCAUUGUUGGUGGAACGUUCAUUGGGGGAAUUACAUAUGUAUAUAGUAUAAUAAAAGAAGACAAAGAAAGGUACAAAAAGCGAGUCACACAGAUGCGAUCAAGAUCCAGUGAGGAAAGAAAGUCUGAAGAAUUGUCAGCAAAAGCAGAUGCCUCUGAAUUGCCCGAACAGGUUUCAGUGAAAGUAACAGCAGAGAAAUCGGAAACUGAGAUUGAAUCAGCAACAGUUGAACCAGUCAGUGCUAGGCCUGACAUACCAUCACAUGUUCCUUACCUUCUGAUUGGUGGAGGCACUGCAUCAUUUGCAGCAGCUAGAUCUAUACGUGCACGAGAUCCUGGAGCAAGGGUCCUGAUAGUUACGGAAGAACCAGAUUUGCCUUAUAUGCGGCCACCACUUUCGAAAGAGCUCUGGUUUUCAGAUGACUCCAGUGUUCCGGAAACACUGAAAUUUAAACAAUGGAAUGGAAAAGAAAGGAGUAUUUACUUCCAGCCCCCGUCGUUCUAUGUCAGCCCUCAAGAGUUAUCUUUUGUGGAGAAUGGAGGAGUAGCAGUGUUAACUAGAAAAAAAGUUGUAAACAUUGAUGUCCGAGGAAACAAAGUAAAAUUAGACGAUGAUGUGGAAAUAACAUACGAUAAAUGUUUAAUUGCAACAGGUGGAAUUCCACGCAACCUUCCAUCACUUGAAAGAGCAGGAGAAGAGGUACAAAAGAGAACAACUCUAUUUAGGAAGAUAGAAGAUUUUAAAUCAUUGGAGACAAUUUCAAGAAAUGUGAAGUCUAUUGUAAUCAUUGGUGGCGGAUUUCUGGGCAGCGAAUUGGCUUGUGCUUUGGGAAGACGUGCACAGAAUACAGAACUUGAAGUGAUCCAGAUAUUUCCUGAGAAAGGAAACAUGGGUAAAAUUCUCCCAGAAUAUCUCAGCAACUGGACAACUGAGAAAGUAAGGAAAGAGGGUGUCAAUGUCAUGCCCAAUACACUUGUGAAAUCUGCCAAGUAUAACGAUAAUAAAGUUGUUCUGCUGCUCAAGCAUGGCCAAACUAUAAAGACUGAUCAUGUUAUUGCUGCAGUGGGACUUGAACCUUGUGUUGAAUUAGCAAAGUCAGCAAGGUUAGAGCUGGAUUCUGAUUUGGGUGGAUUCAGGGUGAAUGCAGAGCUACAAGCACGUUCAAAUAUAUGGGUGGCUGGAGAUGCUGCAUGUUUUUAUGACCUCAAGUUGGGUAGAAGGCGUGUAGAGCACCAUGACCAUGCUGUAGUGAGUGGCAGAUUGGCUGGAGAAAACAUGACUGGAGCUUCAAAGCCGUAUUGGCAUCAGUCUAUGUUUUGGAGUGACCUGGGCCCUGAUGUGGGUUAUGAAGCCAUUGGUAUUGUGGACAGUAGUUUACCUACCGUGGGAGUGUUUGCCAAGGGAACUGCAAAAGACACCCCCAGAGCUGUGACAGAAAUGACUGGUACAGGAAUCCGAUCAGAAAGCGAAACUGAAACAGUUGCCACUUCUGUAAGUGUGCCUGCUGAUGCUACCGCUGUGGCUCAUCCACCUGCAGGAGGAGAUGACUAUGGAAAAGGCGUCAUCUUCUACUUGAGAGACAAAGUAGUCGUGGGAAUUCUUUUGUGGAAUGUUUUUAACAGGAUGCCUAUUGCCAGAAAGGUCAUUAAGGAUGGUGAAGAACAUGAUGACCUCAAUGAAAUUGCAAAGUUGUUCAACAUUCAUGAUGAUUAGAAUGAUCAGAGUUUAACUGUAUAUAAGAGUCUAGAAUUUUUUUUAAAAUUGUAAACACAUUUUGUGUCCAAAAUCAAGAACUUGAAUUCUCAGAAAUGUAAGUAAUAUUUUGUGAGUUUCCAGAUUAUUUGAAAAAUGCAAACAAUUUGUACCAUGUGCACAGUGAUUAAGAUUUUCUGAACUAAAUAUUAAAAAUAAUGUAAAAAUGGCAUUUAAAAAUUCUUAAUUUUA
Messenger RNA from Amblyraja radiata (thorny skate), 2242 nucleotides. It is a transcript of the gene aifm1, whose product is annotated as apoptosis inducing factor mitochondrion associated 1. The transcript is spliced from 17 exons. Gene Ontology annotation, cellular component: mitochondrion; cytoplasm. Gene Ontology annotation, molecular function: protein dimerization activity; FAD binding; NAD(P)H oxidase H2O2-forming activity. NCBI's taxonomy places the organism in Eukaryota, Metazoa, Chordata, Chondrichthyes, Rajiformes, Rajidae. The record is from RefSeq and is a predicted model, not a curated record. Gene Ontology annotation, biological process: mitochondrial respiratory chain complex assembly; apoptotic process. Bases 113 to 2011 code for a protein of 632 amino acids.